Molecule: messenger RNA, 786 nt
Organism: Penaeus vannamei (Pacific white shrimp)
Lineage: Eukaryota; Metazoa; Arthropoda; Malacostraca; Decapoda; Penaeidae
Product: cuticle protein 7
Cellular component (GO): extracellular matrix
Source: RefSeq, a predicted model, not a curated record
AUGCGUGAAGUCCAAGACAAAUCACGUGUGCGUGCGGUGAUGGACCUCACUUGCGAUUUCCUCUGUUCUAAUGCUCCUCAGGGCCCUGUAAUUGAGAAUGCUAAUUCGAUAUAUGCACAAUUUUACCCAGCUAAUUCACUAGGAAGUUGGGUGUAUAUAAAGUGGCACCAACGGCUUCUGAAUAUCAUUCGCUCUGCAUUGUUUACAGGAGCUUACAACUGCCUACAGAUCCUCACAAUGCUUUUCAAGAUUGCUGUAAUGAUGAUGGUGGUGAACGCGGCUCUACCUUUCCCAUCCAACAUGUACGCUCCAGCACCACAACCUCCACACAUGGACGGAAUGCCAUAUAACUUCGCAUACGCUGUAAAGGACCAAUACAACGGCAAUGACUUCAGCCAUAGCGAAGACUCCGACGGCAAGAACGUUAUGGGAACCUACUCUGUUCAGCUCCCCGACGGCCGCAAGCAAACGGUGAAUUACAUGGCCGACCAUUCCAAGGGCUACCUGGCUGAGGUUAACUACCUCGGCGAGGCUCAGUAUCCUCACGUGUAUGGGCCUGCCGUCACCUUCAAGCCCCAGCCUUCUUACAAUCCUCAGCCUAUGCCAGAACCUGUAGAACCACCACAGCCUUCAUACCAGCCUCAGCCUGUGCACGAACCCGAGCCUGUGGUCAUGGAAAUGCACGUGCCUGUGCAGAUGCCACAGUCUAUGUACCAGUAAUCGUUAUUUCGUACCAUUGUUAACGUUGUUAUUAGUUAGUGAUUGUUUUCUCCAAUAAACUUCAAA